Trichoderma aggressivum f. europaeum is the source of this 2409-nucleotide messenger RNA. Its product is annotated as CAZyme family GH92. The record is from RefSeq and is a predicted model, not a curated record. Gene Ontology annotation, biological process: glycoprotein catabolic process; protein deglycosylation; protein quality control for misfolded or incompletely synthesized proteins. The transcript has 8 exons. Gene Ontology annotation, cellular component: nucleus; cytosol. Bases 1 to 2409 code for a protein of 802 amino acids. NCBI's taxonomy places the organism in Eukaryota, Fungi, Ascomycota, Sordariomycetes, Hypocreales, Hypocreaceae. Gene Ontology annotation, molecular function: peptide-N4-(N-acetyl-beta-glucosaminyl)asparagine amidase activity; carbohydrate binding.
AUGGGCCUCCCUCGAGCUUUGGUUGCGGCACUCGCCUACGGGUCAAUCGUUCACGCUGCCUACGAUGUCUUUGACUAUGUAGAUCCUCUAAUUGGAACCAGCAAUGGAGGACACGUCUUUGCCGGCGCAACUCUUCCAUUCGGUCUUGCCAAAGCGGUAGCUGACUCUGUGAAUGACAAUGCUGGUGGUUAUGCCUCAGAUGGCGGUCCCAUCACUGGCUUCUCUCACAUGCAUGACAGCGGAACGGGUGGUGGCGCUUCUCUUGGAAACUUCCCAUUGUUCCCUCAGAGCGGCUGCUCUGGUGGCAACCUUGACAACUGCUAUUUCACCAAGUCAGACCGACAGUCUCUGCCAAUUAACAGCUCCAUUGAAGCGCAUCCCGGAUACUUUUCGGUUACUCUCAAUACCUCCAUCAAGGCGGAAAUGACCGUAUCGAACAAGACGGCAUUGUAUCGCUUCACCUUUCCUGACCAGCCUGUGCCUAUGAAAGGUGGCGACGCAACUGGGGACAACGCGAUCCCAUAUGAGCCUGUAAUCUUGGCUGACUUAACGGAUCUCUCCGACUCUCGGAGCAAGGGAAGCGUUUCUGUCGACCCUCACAGCGGAAGAAUUACCGGCUCAGGAACAUUUAAUCCGUCUUUCGGAGUUGGCACGUACACUUUGUACUUCUGUACCGAUUUCCAAGGGGCCAGUAUCAAGAACACCGGCGUCUUCCAGAACAACAGAGCCGGUACCAACUUCAAGCAGCUCAACACCGAAACUGCCACCGUUACUGGCCCUCCCGUGCCCGGUGGCGCAUUUGUCCAGUUUAACAAGCCUGGAAAUAACCAGAUUUUGGCUAGAGUUGGCCUGUCAUUCAUUAGUGUGAACCAGGCAUGCAGCAAUGCCCAGUCUGAGAUCCCGAGGUUUGACUUCCAGGGAACUCAGGCCACUGCUGAGGACGCAUGGCGACAGAAGCUGGGAGUUGUCAAGGUUGACACCACGGGAGUGAACACAGACAUUCUGACCACCUUCUAUUCGGGACUGUAUCGCUCCAUGAUCUCACCUCAGGACUACACGGGAGAGAAUCCUCUGUGGAAGAGCAACGAACCUUACUAUGACUCCUUCUACUGCAUCUGGGAUUCAUUCCGCAGCAUCCACCCGCUGCUUACUAUCGUCGACCCGUACAGCCAAACGCAGAUGGUUCGCGCGCUCAUUGACAUAUACCGCCACGAAGGAAAGCUUCCGGAUUGCCGCAUGACAUUCUGCAAGGGCUGGACGCAAGGUGGUAGCAAUGCUGAUAUUGUGCUUGUGGACGCAUACUUAAAGGGCCUUCACAAGGGUGUUGAUUGGCAGACUGGAUACGAAGCUCUGAUCUCGGAUGCCGAAGAUGAACCAGUGAACUGGGGUAUCGAGGGACGUGGUGGAUUGACCAGCUGGAAGACGCUUGGCUAUAUUCCCACUGACGACUUUGACCCCAACGGUGUUGGUACAUUCUCGCGAUCCAUCUCUCGAACAGUCGAAUAUGCCUACAACGACUUUUGCAUUGCCGAGAUGGCCGAGUCCCUGCACAAGAAGGCUGAUGCCGAGAAGUAUCUCAAGCGCUCCAAGAACUGGAAGAACAUGUGGAACCCGAAUCAAAACUCGUACAUCUACGUCACCAAUCCCGAUGGUUCUACCGGGUAUGUGGACAGUGGGUUUUACGGCUUCCUACAGCCCAGAUAUCUGAACGGCACGUUUGGCUAUCAAGAUGCCAUGAUGUGCACUCCCAUGUUCCGAUUCGACGAUUGUUAUCUGGUGCCUACUGGCCACGAGACCUACGAGGGAAGCAGCUGGCUCUACACUUUCUUCGCCCCCCACGACAUGGCCGACCUCAUCACCACUCUUGGUGGCCCAGACACUUUCGUCAAGCGUCUCCAGUUCCUUCACAACACCCCCAACCUGCUCUACUUUGGUGACGAACAAGCCUUCCUUCUCGUCUUCCUGUUCCACUAUGCUGGUCGUCCGGGCUUGUCUUCGUACUUUGCCCACCACUACAUCCCCUCACAGUUUAACUCCGGUAUCAACGGUAUCCCCGGUAACGACGAUUCCGGUGCCAUGGGUGCGUUUAGCACUCUGACCAUGAUGGGCUUGUGGCCAAUGGGCGGACAGAACGUCUACCUCAUCCUGCCACCGUUCUUCCCUGAGAUUAGCAUCAAGAAUGGACUGACGGGCAAGACGGCGACGGUGAAGAACAUCAACUUUGAUGGAGGAUAUGAAAAUAUCUAUAUCCAGAGCGCUAAGCUCAACGGGAAGCCGUAUACCAAGAACUGGAUCACGCACGAUUUCUUUGCUAAUGGAGGCGUGCUGGAGCUGACGCUGGGUAAGAACGAGAGUAGCUGGGGAACAGGCUCUGCCAGUCUGCCACCCAGCCUGGAUCUAGACAUCUAG